AUGCGUGCAAUCUUACUGUUGUGUUUGGUGGCUGUGGCCUGUGCCGACAAUUUGGGUUAUGACUACAAACCGGUGGAUCAUUCCUCCUCUGGUCUGUCCUUCGCACCGGGCGGUAGCGGUGGGGGCUUAGGUGGUGGCAGCUUUGGUGGUGGCAGCACUGGCGGUGGUAGCUAUGGCGGUGGUAGCUAUGGCGGUGGUGACAGCUAUGAUGGCGGCAGUUCCGGAGGCAAUACUGAAUUCUACACCUAUACUGCCAACGAAGAGGAUUUCAACGAUGCUGAGACCGCCAAUCAAAUUGCCAAUUCCGCCCAAAACAAUCAUCGUGUGAUUUUCAUUAAGGGUCCCGAAAACAAUGCUUUGGAAAAUGCUGCUCUUGCCUUGGCCAAGAAUGCUGCCAGCCAGAAGACUGCCAUCUAUGUGCUCAACAAACAGGUCGAUCUGGGUGAUUUGUCCAACAAAUUGAACCAGGCUAACAGCAACAGCAACAACAAGCCCGAAGUUCACUUUGUCAAGUAUCGCACCCCUGAAGAUGCUGCAAAUGCUCAAAGAGCCAUCCAAAGCCAAUAUGACAACAACGGUGGACACUCGCAGAGCUUUAAUGGUGGUGUUGCCCCCGUUUUGAACUUUGCUUCAGCCGGUCAUAGAGGUGGUCAUGGCGGUCAUGGUGGUCACGGUGGCCAUGGAGGUAGCUAUGGCAGUCCAUCUUCAUCUUACCUUGCACCCGGCGUGGGUGGAGGUGCCCUUAAUCCUACCUAUCUACCAGCUAAUGUUUUCCGUGUGUACCGUCGCAUUCGUUACUAA
Stomoxys calcitrans (stable fly) is the source of this 801-nucleotide messenger RNA. Its product is annotated as protein no-on-transient A-like. NCBI's taxonomy places the organism in Eukaryota, Metazoa, Arthropoda, Insecta, Diptera, Muscidae. The coding region runs from base 1 to 801 and encodes 266 amino acids. The record is from RefSeq and is a predicted model, not a curated record. The transcript has a single exon.